Hibiscus syriacus is the source of this 2166-nucleotide messenger RNA. Its product is annotated as transmembrane 9 superfamily member 1-like. Gene Ontology annotation, cellular component: membrane. The coding region runs from base 77 to 1846 and encodes 589 amino acids. Lineage: Eukaryota; Viridiplantae; Streptophyta; Magnoliopsida; Malvales; Malvaceae. Gene Ontology annotation, biological process: protein localization to membrane. The record is from RefSeq and is a predicted model, not a curated record. The transcript is spliced from 12 exons.
CAAGAAUAAAAGAGAACUCAUCACCAUUGUCCUUCGAAAUCGGUUUCCGGACCUCUAGAUCCGACCAUCGCCGGCCAUGUCAUCCACCGUCCGAUCCUCCUCUCUUCUCUCCUUCCUUCUCUUCGUCUUCCUCUCUCGCGCUUUCGGUUCCGAGUCAGAUCACAAGUAUCAACCAGAUGAUCCAGUUACUCUAUGGGUGAAUAAAGUUGGCCCAUACAACAAUCCACAGGAAACAUAUAACUAUUACAUCCUACCGUUUUGUCAUCCGGAUAACAAACCUGCUCACAAGUGGGGUGGUCUUGGUGAGGUCCUUGGUGGAAAUGAACUGAUAGACAGCGAAAUUGAUAUAAAGUUCCAAAAGAAUGUUGACAAAAGUACUAUUUGCCAACUGGAACUUGAUGAGGUGAAGGUCAGACAGUUCAAGGAUGCUAUUGAGAACAGUUAUUGGUUUGAAUUCUUUGUGGAUGAUCUGCCUCUAUGGGGCUUUGUUGGUGAGCUGCAUCCUGAUAAGAACAGUGAUAACGGCAAGCACGUCCUCUACACACACAAGAAUAUUGUUAUUAAGUACAAUAAGAAUCAGAUUAUUCAUGUCAAUCUCACUCAGGAGAAUCCAAAACUGUUGGAAGUAGGUAGAGUAUUGGAAAUGACAUACUCUGUCAAAUGGAUUCCAACUAAUGUCACUUUUGCCCGUCGCUUUGAUGUUUAUUUGGACUAUCCUUUCUUUGAGCACCAAAUCCAUUGGUUCUCUGUUUUCAAUUCAUUCAUGAUGGUUAUCUUCCUCACUGGUUUGGUGUCAAUGAUCUUGAUGCGAACUCUGAGAAAUGACUAUGCAAAAUAUGCUAGGGAAGAUGAUGAUCUGGAAAGCUUGGAAAGGGAUGUGAGUGAAGAGUCUGGUUGGAAACUUGUCCAUGGUGAUGUUUUCCGACCUCCUCGCAAUUUGGCACUGCUUUCUGCUGUUGUUGGCACAGGUGCUCAGCUAGCGUUGCUUGUUCUCCUUGUCAUCUUAUUGGCAAUUGUGGGAACAUUGUAUGUCGGGAGAGGAGCAAUUGUCACAACUUUUAUACUGUGUUAUGCUUUUACAUCAUUCAUUUCUGGUUAUGUGAGUGGUGGAAUGUACUCACGCAAUGCGGGUAAAAAUUGGAUAAAAGCUAUGAUCCUCACGGCAUCUCUGUUUCCAUUUACAGUCUUUGGGAUUGGUUUCAUCUUGAACACAAUUGCCAUAUUUUAUGGAUCUCUGGCAGCAAUUCCUUUUGGUACAAUGGUGGUUGUUUUUGUAAUUUGGGCGUUUAUUUCAUUCCCCCUGGCCCUUCUUGGUACAGUUGUUGGAAGAAAUUGGAGUGGUGCUCCAAAUAAUCCAUGUCGUGUGAAGACCAUUCCUCGCCCGAUUCCAGAAAAGAAAUGGUAUCUCACACCCUCUGUGAUCUCUAUGAUGGGAGGACUUCUGCCAUUUGGCAGCAUAUUCAUUGAAAUGUAUUUUGUUUUCACAUCCUUCUGGAAUUACAAGGUUUAUUAUGUCUAUGGCUUUAUGCUGCUAGUCUUCUUGAUUCUAAUCAUCGUAACCAUUUGUGUAACAAUUGUGGGAACAUAUUUCCUGCUAAAUGCCGAGAACUACGAUUGGCAGUGGACGUCCUUCUUCUCCGCUGCCUCAACCGCAAUCUAUGUGUAUUUGUACUCCAUAUACUAUUACCAUGUCAAAACCAAGAUGUCAGGCUUCUUCCAGACCAGCUUCUACUUCGGAUACACUUUGAUGUUUUGUCUUGGUUUGGGAAUUCUCUGCGGUGCUGUUGGUUAUCUCGGCUCGAAUUUGUUCGUGAGGAGGAUCUACAGAAACAUCAAGUGCGACUAAACCUUUUGUUGUUUGAAAAUAUAACCGUCAGUGUUUCCGUGAGGCAUCUUUAGCUGUCGUCGAGGCAAUAAACGAUUAGAUGAAGGUGUACACUGGUCGAGACCCCAGAGCAAAGCCUAGGGAGGAAAUCACGUGGUUUUAAGGUAGGGAUGUCAUAGUAUUGUUGGUUUGCUUGAGAUUUUGCUUUGCCUCUUACUUUCUUUUACACACAAAUGUAUAAUUGGAAGCUUCAUUUAGAAUGGCAGAAAAACUAGUUUAUAUAUAUAUAUAUAUAUAUAUAUAUAUAUUAGACUCUUUGGUUAUGCAUUUGCCCUUCUUCA